AAUUAACUUAUUGCUUGGCUUGCAAUUUUCAAAAUUAUCUGGCUUCAUUUACUAUCUAAUCCACGUUAGUCAAUUCCUGAAAAAUUGUCUCCUAAGUGAUUUCCCAUAAUAUCUCCGUGUCAAUUUUAAGUAUUUAUCACCAAUAUGUGUCUCCCAUAAAACUGACAUAUUUACUCCGCCGAUCCGUAGAAUUUUUGACUGACAUUUCGACAAUACACCAUAAUUUUAUACGACAUCGGCCUGACAACGAUCCACUAAGGAGCCGCAAUGUAGCCCCCCAUAAUUCGGGGCGCCUCAAACUAUUAUCUCGGGCUUUGUGGGGGCGCUCGGUGUAUGAACGCGACUUACAAGAAAACGUCGCCUUCGCACUACCGACAUGGGAAAUGGAAUGAACAGAGUUUUGCCUGGUCUGUACGUGGGCAACUAUCGUGACUCGAAGGAUCCCGCCCAGCUGGAGCGACAUCGAAUAACACACAUCGUCGCCAUACACGACGGGGCCAGGAGGCAGCAUCUCGAUAUGCAUUAUCUGUGUGUGAUUGCUUCGGAUUCGCCGGGGCAGAAUCUCUCGCAAUAUUUUCCAUUAUGCAACGAUUUCAUUCAUGCGGCCAGACUCAGAGAUGGAAAUGUUCUUAUUCAUUGUCUGGCAGGCAUGUCACGCAGUGUGACGGUUGCAGUAGCUUACAUUAUGAGCGUCACGAAUCUCUCUUGGAAAGAAGCCUUAAAAGUGGUACGCGCCGGCAGAGCUGUCGCGAAUCCAAAUCAAGGUUUCCAGAAACAACUGCAAGACUUUGAACAGAAAAUGCUUGCAGAGGAACGCCGCAGGCUUAAAGAGCGUUACCCCAGUUUGGCGUUGGAGGCAUCCGACCGCGAUAACUGCGCGAUUAUGCUGGACUCUUACCAAAGUUUACUUUCCGCAAGGCAUAUCUGCGAAGGACAGUGUCCCAUGGGUCAACCCUGCCCUACAGGGGUAUGUCGUACCGGUACCGGCAAACGUCUCUUCCGUCGUCGAUCUUCGUCCGCCCGUCCCGGGCCACCAGCAACCACGUCCCGUUUACCAGCUUCAACUUCCAGAUCUGCCGGCAACUCGCCCGCAACGUCCUCUAGACAAACACACACUUCUAGUAGCCUCACUACUAUUUCUCAACAAAAGCAACUGAUACAGCAACAGCUGAUGCAGCAGCAGCAGCAACCAUCUACUAGCAAUACGAGUACCAGAUUGCUGCCAAAGACACCGCCGUGUUCCUCGGAGCCGUCCAGUCCACGAAGACAAGCCACUGGAAUAACUCGAUCUGCCAGUACGAUGAGCAACCAGAGAGUUCGAUCAAAUCCUUCAGGAUUAUACUCGUAUACAGGAACCGGUUCGUCAGCACCUCCAUCGCGCUCUGGUUCCCGCCUGGAUGUAUCUUACACAGAAGGCGGCGGUGGUGGCGGAGGUUCUGCAAUCGUGGUAGGUGGAACCCAAUGGGCUAGACACAGAGCCGGAUCUGCACCGAGUACUCCUCUUCCAAGUCCACCUUGCUCACCACAACACUGGCCUAGAAGGAAUGCAUCAUUGGCAAAGCGCAGUAGCGCCGCCACAUAGGGGCGCGUCCAGGGUGCUCUUCAGCCCCACCAGCACGCAUCAGGCGGGCGCAAGAUUUAUCCAGCGCCUGCCUCACCGCACGGUUCGCACACUGUCAACGCACGCACCACCGAUAUAUAUCAACAGCUUGGUCUUUUUUGCAAAUGGCACUUUGGAGCUUCACGUAAGUGAAUGGAUAAUGUAAUUUAUGUAAGGGUCGAAAAUUAAUUAACAAGUUAAUCGCCAUGUGUGUCAUAUGUGUCUGAGGCUAAGAAGUU
Molecule: messenger RNA, 1839 nt
Organism: Ctenocephalides felis (cat flea)
Lineage: Eukaryota; Metazoa; Arthropoda; Insecta; Siphonaptera; Pulicidae
Product: dual specificity protein phosphatase 15-like
Exons: 9
Coding region: 377-1582 (401 amino acids)
Biological process (GO): protein dephosphorylation
Cellular component (GO): cytosol
Molecular function (GO): protein tyrosine/serine/threonine phosphatase activity
Source: RefSeq, a predicted model, not a curated record